GUCCGUUGCCGAUUGCUCGACUCGGCUUUUCUUUCGCAGCGGACGCUUUGCCUAUUGGCAGCGGCAUGUAUGGCGCGCGUUUUGCACGUUUUGCACGUUUUUCAUAAUUUUUAAAUUUUCAGCCGUAGUCCAACUCAUUUGAUUUUUAACUGUCAUCGUUAGCGGUAGUUAGUGAUAUUUGAGUUAAUGGCGUUAUUGCAUUGCGUGGAAUAUUAUACUUUCGUGUCGUGCGUUAAUUAAAACUUGUAAUACAAUUGAAAUUAAAACUAAAAUAAAAUUAUAUCUUUGAAUAUUGGAGAACACAAAUAUUACAUAAAUAAAUAAAAUACAUCGUCUAAUUGAUCGUGAUAAUUAAAAUUGGCAAUUUUGUUGUUCAAUUUUUAGUAAAACUUCCUGUGGCAAAAAUAUUAAUCAAAUAUUCACGCAAUAUAUGUCCAUAUUUAUGUAUAUAAAAGAGUAGAAAGCAAUGAAAACUGUCUUACUGUGAUUACAAAUGCUUAAGUAUUCAAAAAUAAAUUUGAGAUAAUUCUAAAAAAUAAAAUAAGAGAACUGUCGUAGCUGAGGUGAUUGAAUGUAUGGUCAUCACCUGCUGGGACGGACUUAUUAUUUAGUAAUAUCAAUCACUAAUCGGAAGAAAAUACCAAACCUUCGAAGCUGUUCGACUAGCGGUCAUGUCGGAGGAACAUCAGCAACAGCAGAAGCAGCAGCAGCAACAACAACAACAACAACAGCACCAACGUCAACAGCUUUUGCAGCAGCAGCAACAGCAGCAAAAAUGCUCAAAGGAAACGGCAAUAUCCAACUCCUCCUCAGCGUCUUGCUCGCCCACGAAUGCCACAUCCACUGCGCCACCGCGCAAGUCGAAUAUUCAUGAGAUGUGCAAUCAAGACUUUGUUAGUCGACUGAUGGCAGCCACGCCUCCCUACUUGUACUCAACGCCAGUGGGUGCUAACAACUUUUUUUUUAGUGACAUGUUGCGCUCUUUGGUGCAGGCGCGCAACAACGAGAAUGCGCGUAAUCUACAGCUGCAGCAGUCGAUGGUGUUGGCGCGAAGGCCGCGAAAACGAACUUGGGCGCAUCAUCGUCCUUACUAUGAACAUUUGCGAGAACGCAAAGAAGCGGAAGAGAAACAGCAACUCCUUACGCAACAACAACAACAACAGUUGAACAACAAUGCUACCGUCUCCGCAGUGGGGUUGGAGAAGCCACUUGAGCUUACAAACAAACCGUAUUUUCACUUAGCCAAUAAGUAUCGCAAAUUAGAAAACGAAUCCAAAGAUGUGACAGAUGUCAAGAUUGUCAAGUGCGAUACUAUCGGUAUUCCAACUCCCGAAGUUGUAGCUGCAACUGCUCUCAAUAAGAGUGGGAAUGAAAGAGGUGGCGCAGCCGAAGCUGUGCUGCAGGACACUCCACCUGCAGCUUCUUUGCCACCACAGGAUUUGGUUUUGCCACCACCGCCACCAGUUUGGUAUCCACCACUCUACCCACCUUACGGCAUCGAUCCACUGCACUUCUUCAUUGAUCUACGCGUCUCAGGUCAUAUUUACGACCGCAAAAAAGAGAAUAUAUCGCCACUCACAAACGUCGACGACAACAAUGCGGCAGCCGAUUCAGAGGCUACCGGUAGUAACUGCUCAAAUGUUAAUUUGUUGAACAAACACCGCCAGGGCUCUGCUUUCACUGUACCUGUGCCACGUUGCAACGACAAUAAACCUGCCGUUGUACAUGCACUUGACGCGAUCAAUUUAACCUCAACCGCCAUGGCUAGUAAGUUCGAAAACUAUACCAAAUACUACGAUCUGGGUGAAGCCAAAGAAAACCAACCCUUAACUAAGAGCAGCGCUAGUUAUAUGUUACAACAGUUACCCCGACUUUAUAGCCAGUUUGCAGCACGAGACCUGAUCGCAUCGAACGUAGCUGCAGCUGUUGGUGGUGGCAAUGCCAAUAGCUUUGACAAUGACAAUAAAUCCGAACCUGAUUGUGAAGACUCCGAUGAACGUGCGUCUGUGGAUAACUGUCCGAGUUUAGUUGGUAAUAAUUGUGAACGUGAUAUCGAUGUUGAAAUUAUCGACUCCAUUAAAUAUCGUACCGAUGGCGACAACAGUCGCUGCUCGAGCGCAGAUGAAGCAUCCAUCACACAAAUUGAUUAGACAGUAAAGUUAUAUGUCUAUGUAUUUUUACUUAAGUAUCAAGUUUAUUAUGUGAAUUUAAGUACAAAAUAAAUUAUUAUAUUAAUAAACGUA
Molecule: messenger RNA, 2243 nt
Organism: Bactrocera neohumeralis
Lineage: Eukaryota; Metazoa; Arthropoda; Insecta; Diptera; Tephritidae
Product: probable basic-leucine zipper transcription factor R
Exons: 2
Coding region: 672-2150 (492 amino acids)
Source: RefSeq, a predicted model, not a curated record